AUGUUCUCAAAACUAAAGUCACGGAAAGCGCCUCUUUCUUUAAAUUCCAUAUCCAAUACAUUGAAAACAAAAGGAGCUAAAAACCUUUCACCAGAAGAAAUCAACGCAAAGAAAAUUGAUAUAGAUGUCGUUAAUCAACUUGGAGUGCCAAAGGAUUCCAUUACGGCAAUAGCCUACGAUCCGAUCCAGUCGCUACUUGCAGUAGCGACAAAGGACAAUGAUGUUCGAGUUUUCGGUCAGAUUAAUGUCGAGGUUGUAUUUGAGUUCAAUAUAAAACAUCCAAUUGUGUCGCUUCGAUUCGUCAAGGGCGUUUAUUUACUAUGCUCAUCACCAGGCUCAGGCCUUACCGUGCUCUCCUUGCACUCAAAACAGAUUAUCGGAACAUUUUCCUUUCCGGGGACCGUCACGGCUGCCGAAACGGACCCUUCGUUGGACUGGGUCAUAUUCGGUCUCGCAAACGGAAGUUUAAUAUUCUACGACGUUGAUAGAUUGAAUUUGACUCAGUUUCGGAUUGAUAAUUUGCAAAAAAAAGUGAUGCCCAAGGAAAAGAUGUCGCCUGUUGUUUCCAUUGAAUGGCACCCGCGUGAUAUUGGAACGAUAUUGGUGGCUUAUAAUCAAUGUGCUAUAGUGUAUUCCUUAGUCACGGGACAGAUCAAGAGCACUUUAACGUACACUUUAUUGAAAGAGCACAAGGGGUUUCAGUAUUCGAACCACAUUGCCACGGGGGGCAAGAAGAAGUUGUUUGGAUCCCUGAAAUCCGUCACGCCGUUGAUUAAAGAAGCCCAUUACCAUCCCAAUGGGCUACACGCAGUGACUGUGCAUAAUGACAACACCAUAGUAUUCUGGGACAUAGAAGGAGGCGUCCUUUUGGAAGCAAGGACAUUGUAUGAAACCCAGCUCCACAGACCUGGCGCGUACUUGGAAGUUCCUGAACAUUUCAAUCCUAUUGAGCAGGUCAGAUGGGUGUGCGGAGAGGAUCCAGAGGAAACCAGAUUGCUAGUGAGUGGAGGCGACCCCGAGGCUACAAACACUAUAUCUGUGUUGGACUUCGGAUACACUUUGAAGUAUUCCAUGACGUCACAUGAAAAGCAAGGAAUCUUUUAUGCUCAUCCUCAAGGUGGCCAACGCAAAAUACCAAUCAACUUUUACUUGAACGAAAAAGAUGUUGACGGGGUUGAAACAGAAGUUAUAACCAAGAUUGAACCAAUAACCCAAACCGGCUCUCCUUACUUUCAUGGUGGUCACAAUCCUUCAUUCUUGUUACUUGUUUCAAACUUGGGCAGACUAUACGUGGUUUCGUUUUCAGAUAAGGCGGGUGGUCAAGGUAGCGGAGAUUUGGGAAACACUAUACUUCCGACAUCGCUUUCAUUAAUUGUUCCUCCUUUAUGCUAUUGUGACGUGCAGUCGAUUAUUCGAGUUGAUUGGUACAGUAUCAUGUCAAGUCGUGCUUCUCAGGGUGUUAGCUCUAAAGUGAAACCAUUACUUUACGGAGGGGCCCCCGUGCCUUUGGGUAAAAUACACAAGCCUCUUGGAUACAACGACGGACUUCGGAACAUUAUGAUAACUGGUCAUGAAAACGGACUAGUGAGGUUCAUUGACAUUACAAAAGGUGAACAGCUGGGUGGUGAAAGUAUAGUCCAAGUGGCAUUGAGGCCUACUUUGUAUGACUACAACAACCCAGCCAAUCUUAGAGUGAUAAAAGCUUCGUGUUCUUUUCAAGGCCGUGAGCUUCUUGUUGGUUUGGCUUCUGGGGAGGUUGUUAUUUGCAAAUUUGGUAAAACUCCCAAUGUAAAGAAUGCUGGAAUUAGCACUGGCAAGGACUAUAGCGAUUGCCGCAUCCAUCACGAGAAUGGAAGCGCACUGCUUGUGGAUAUCAGUGGUAGAAUCUCAGGCUCCGUUGCAACUUCAGCUUCUUUCUUACCUUUGUUUUUGUUGAGGCUUGACCCAUCGGAACAAAUAUCAGUGCUAAAAAUGAGUGAUGCAGGAUUUGCUGCCGUUGGUUAUAAAUCAGGAAGAUUGGUGGUUUGUGAUAUCUCAAGAGGUCCUGCUGUGAUUUUCAAUCUCGACAAUGUCAAGGAAAACUUGGCAUCAGUUACUGGAAACUGCUACCCUACUGUGCUUGAGUUUUCAAUUAUGGAAUUUGGCAUGGAUGGGUACUCGUCAUUGGUGUUGAAUGUGGGCACCAACUGUGGAGGCAAUUUGUUAUUUUACAAGAUUACUCCUAUGGGCAAUGGGGGCUAUCAAGUUGAAUUUGCCAACAAGACAGCACAUCUUAAUUAUAGAACAGCUGAUGGCGGUGACGCAGAGGCUUCCAAACUUCUGCAAUUGAUACCAAUCGAAGCUCAAUACGGAUACUCAGCAGUUGCUGAUAAAAAGAAAUUUGAGCAAUUAGCCACGGGUGUACCUAUACCGGGGUACAUAAUCACCGUGUCCGACAGAGAUGUCAGGGUGAUCACGGCACCAAAGACAAAACUAGCGCACAAGGUAGUCGAUGAUACGUGUUUGAAGGCAAGCGUGGUUCAUUAUAAAGACAAAGGUGUUGUGUUGGCAGUGCUUGUUAAAACAGGAUUUAUCAAGUUGCUCUCCUUGCCCUCUUUACAUGAUAUCGCCAAUAUCAAAUUCCCCAAAGAGACAUAUCGCAUGUUGCAAGAAUCAUUGGAAUCGGGAACUGCAUUUGACUCUGACUUGUUAUCCUCAGGUGAAAUUUUUGUUAGAACAUCAGAGACAGAGUCUGUUUACAUUUCUGCUUACGAAAAGGUCAAGUCGAAGGAUGAAACUGAGGCAGAUAAAUUGUUCAAUCCAAAUGCUAUCAUCCCGCCUAGACCAUCGGCUAGCACCUUACUGUGGGCUAAAGGGCAAAUCAGUUAUGUCUCUGUUGAAGAUCUAGCUAUGCUCAUUGCUGGCCCCAAUAGAAAAGCUCCCAAGACAGAAGAAUCAACGUUGGCGCAUAACAUCAGUCCUGAAGCCAACCCCCAAGCAAAUUACGGUGGUUACAACGCAAGGGCGCCUAAAGAGAAAGAUUAUGAGGAACCAGUGAGAAAAGCAGGUCAAGGUGCAGGAGGAUUUGGAACUCAAGGAUUCAUGAGAUCUUUGCAAAACGGUUUACAAACUGCUGAAGAGACGUUCAAUGACUAUGCAAAUAGUGCUAGUCAAACUUUUCAAGAGGGGUACGACGAUCAGAGGAAGUCAUUCUACAGCUCUGCCUUGCAAAGUAAAUUUGGAUUUUAG
This is a messenger RNA of Lodderomyces margitis, 3228 nucleotides long. RefSeq names its product putative Rab GTPase-binding protein (gene SRO77). The record is from RefSeq and is a predicted model, not a curated record. Gene Ontology annotation, biological process: regulation of protein secretion; establishment of cell polarity; regulation of exocytosis. The transcript has a single exon. Gene Ontology annotation, cellular component: plasma membrane; cytoplasm. The coding region runs from base 1 to 3228 and encodes 1075 amino acids. Gene Ontology annotation, molecular function: GTPase activator activity; myosin II binding; syntaxin binding. NCBI's taxonomy places the organism in Eukaryota, Fungi, Ascomycota, Pichiomycetes, Serinales, Debaryomycetaceae.